AUGCCCUUGGAUAGGAGAAUUGAUGUGACUAAUCAGUUUAUUCCCAUCCUGAACAACAUCAUCUCUUCUCCUAGCUUCACUUCUGACAUAGACAUACAAUUGUCUAAGUUAGAGUCCGACACGAGUGCAUUUGUAUCGGCGCAUCCCAACAUCGUUUUCACGCUUGCUGAUAAAGGCAAUGUCAUUGUCGCUAUGGAUAGGGACGCUUACAGAAACAAAAUGAUUGUGUUAUUGAGGGACUUGGACACGUAUGUUCCGAUCAAGAAAGAUCCGAUUAAAAAACUUACGACAGCUUUAAGGUCUAUGCUUACCAGAUGGAAAACUAAAGGUCAUAUCAAGGACUCUAAGUACAGGACGUUGUACUGUAGUGACGGGUCACUUCCGAGAGCCUAUGGGCUGCCGAAGAUUCAUAAGCCUGGUUGCCCUCUCAGAAUUAUCGUAUCAUCGGUGGGCAGUCCGCUGUAUUCAUUGGCUACUUUUUUACAUAAUAGACUAUUUAAAACCAUUCCGAAAGCGGACAGUCACGUAAAAAACAGUUUUGAAUUAGUCGGGAAAUUGAGAAGUGUACACUUUACAGGUGCACAUGAAUUAAUUUCUUUAGAUGUGACUUCUCUUUUUACGAACGUUCCAACGGAUAUAGCGGUCGACUUUGUGAGUGAGCAAUGGAAUGUUUCCAAGAAUUGCUUCCUGCCCAAGAAGGAGUUUGGGAGCGAUACAGUUUGUCUUGGAUUCAACCUUCUUUUCCUUUGA
Trachymyrmex septentrionalis is the source of this 750-nucleotide messenger RNA. RefSeq lists its product as uncharacterized. The record is from RefSeq and is a predicted model, not a curated record. The transcript has a single exon. NCBI's taxonomy places the organism in Eukaryota, Metazoa, Arthropoda, Insecta, Hymenoptera, Formicidae. The coding region runs from base 1 to 750 and encodes 249 amino acids.